CUCGUGCCCUCAUUUGGGGCGGUGUCGCGGAGGGAACCGUGCGCGAUAGGCACGCUUCCUGCACGGACGCCGCGACCGCCACCCUCGCGGGGCUCCUCCUGAAUGCUAGAACGCGCUCCCCGUUCUCACGAUUUGUCAGCCUGCCUCCCAGCGCGUCCACAGUAAUCGUGCGGAAUCGCUGCCGUGUGCGCGUCCCCGCUGUGGGUCGGACUGGAACGUUCGAAAUUCAGCACCGUCCGCCUCGUCUUCCAAACGCACCCUCCACCCUCCGACCACCACCAAACCACACCAUGUCGCACGGCAAGCAGUUCACCCUUUACACCCACAACGGUGGCCCCAACGGCUGGAAGGUCGCGUUCGCGCUCGAGGAGCUCGGCUUGACGUACGAGAGCAAGUACCUCGACUUCGCCAAGGGCGAGCAGAAGAGCGCGGAGCACACCGCGCUGAACCCGAACGGGCGCAUCCCGACGCUCGUGGACCACAAGAACAACGACUUCACGGUGUGGGAGUCGAACGCGAUCCUGCUCUACCUCGUCGACCGCUACGACCCGGAGCACAAGCUCAGCGUCACGGACGAGAAGGACAAGUACGCGCUCCUGCAGUGGCUCUUCUUCCAGGCGUCCGGCCAGGGCCCGUACUUCGGCCAGGCGUUCUGGUUCUUGAAGUACCAUUCGGAGAAGAUCCCGAGCGCGGUUGAGCGCUACCAGAACGAGGCGAAGCGCGUGUUCACCGUGCUCGACGGCGUGCUUGCGAAGCAGGGGUGGCUCGUCGGCGGCAAGCCCACGAUCGCGGACAUCUCGUUCAUCACCUGGAACCGCGCCGCCAUCUACGUCAUCUUCCAGGGCACAGACGUCAACCCCGAGAAGGACUUCCCCGCGGUCUGGAAGUGGCAACAGGCACUCGAGGCGCGCCCGGCUGUCGCGAAGGUGCUCGCGAUCCAGGCGGCCAGGCUAGGGCAGUGAGCAUUGAGCGGUUGCGAACAUCAUUCGAGGACGGAACGUCGUAUCUGUGAACAUGUAUCAAUAUCAGUGGGAAACACGAUUUGGGUGAAAUCCCGGACAUCAAAAGAC
Messenger RNA from Trametes versicolor FP-101664 SS1, 1070 nucleotides. Its product is annotated as glutathione S-transferase C-terminal-like protein. Bases 291 to 962 code for a protein of 223 amino acids. Lineage: Eukaryota; Fungi; Basidiomycota; Agaricomycetes; Polyporales; Polyporaceae. The transcript is spliced from 5 exons. The record is from RefSeq and is a predicted model, not a curated record.